Molecule: messenger RNA, 1038 nt
Organism: Fusarium redolens
Lineage: Eukaryota; Fungi; Ascomycota; Sordariomycetes; Hypocreales; Nectriaceae
Exons: 5
Coding region: 204-737 (177 amino acids)
Biological process (GO): pyruvate import into mitochondria
Cellular component (GO): mitochondrial inner membrane
Molecular function (GO): pyruvate transmembrane transporter activity
Source: RefSeq, a predicted model, not a curated record
GAUGGAUUUAGUGGAUGGUGCGCUAAAUCCACAGACCACAGCCUGGAAAUGUAGAGGUAGAGUUGGGCCAUCUCGGGGCGACAGUGACCGACCACCCUUGCCCCAACGUCUCAAAGCUUCUUUCGCCCGUUGAACCUCGUCUUUUUGACUACUAUCUACGUCUGUUGGACAAUCUCCCCUCCACCAAGAGCUCAACGUCAAUUAUGGCUCCCUCCGCAAACACCAUCUUCCGCGCCUCGCGCCCUCUCUUCCGUCAGGCUACCCUCGCCGCGCCCGCUCGACAGGCUUUCCGUCAGCAGAGCUUUCGACAGAACUUCUACCAGGGCAGCGGCCGUCGAUGGCAGAGCACUGAUGGCGCCCAGCAGCAGCAGCAGAGCUGGUUCAAGCGCAUGAUGGAGAGCGAGGUUGGCUUCAAGACUGUGCAUUUCUGGGCUCCUGUCAUGAAGUGGGCUCUUGUCCUUGCCGGUAUCUCCGACUUCGCUCGUCCCGCCGAGAAGCUCUCUUUCACUCAGAACCUCGCUCUGACUUGCACCGGUAUUAUCUGGACCCGGUGGUGCCUCAUCAUUAAGCCUAAGAACUACCUCCUCGCCGCUGUCAACUUCUUCCUCGGAAUGGUCGGCCUCGUCCAGAUCACCCGAAUUCUCAGCUGGGAGUCAGCAAAGAAGAAGGGCCUGGAGGGUGUCGUUGAGGACAUCAAGGCUGACGCCAAGAAGACCAUCCAGGAGGUCAAGCCUUAAGUGCAAUCAAGCAUGGGCAAAUUAGACAAUUGUCGAAAGGUGUGGCCUUACUCGACAUAUUUCAUGAUUUGUAAUGCCACAGUCGAUUCCUCCUUUUGAGGAACUGGUUUCGAAAGGUGUGAGUCGCAAAUGGACGCAUUUCUUGCUUUAAAAGGAGGGGAUUUCAAAGCCAUUCCAGAGUCAGGGGGGGGGGGGCCUCCGGAAUUGGUUAUUACUUUUUACAUGGUAGAUUACAAACGAAAUAGUCAGCAUGUAAAUCUGAGGACGGGCUGGGUUCAACAAAUAAACUUAUACAAGACAU